AUGUUCCAGUUUUUGUUCAUCAUCCGCACAUUGGCCUGUGUUAACCGGUUCAUCAACAGUCUUCGAUCAAUCGCCGUCGACCGACGGAUUGGGGAAUUGGUCCCAAUGGAACUGCAAAACGCUAAAUUACAGCUUGUUCGAUCUAUUCAGCACACAGCAUACGCAUCUGAAUUGGAAUUACUGGCGAAAGGAAAAUCGCUGAGUUUCAAACAUAUCCUUUCCCCCCUCCACCCAUUUCUCGAUGACCAAGGCACCAUGCGCGUGGGCGGUCGUCUGCAGAACUCCGCGCUACCAUACGACCAGAAACAUCCCUUAAUUCUACCCCAGAAUCACGUGGCGACUGAAAUGUUUGUGCGUGAAGCACACAUGCGCAAUUUGCACGCUGGGCCGUCAUUUCUGACUGCCACUAUCUAUCAACAAUAUUGGAUCGUUGGAUGCCAGACGGUAGUACGCAAGGUGGUGCAAGGUGGUGCAAGAUGCCCGCGAUGUGUUCGUCUCAAAGGUAAAACUGCUAAGCAACUGAUGGGCAACCUACCACCGGUAAGGGUGCGGGCAUCAAGGGUGUUUUCGCACGUCGGCGUUGACUACGCUGGUCCAAUCAAACUCAAGGCAUCCUGUGUUCGAGGAGUGAAGGUCACCAAGGGUUAUAUCGUGGUGUUUGUCUGUCUCUCAACUCGAGCAGUGCACCUUGAAGUGGCAUGUGAUCUAUCCACGAAUACCUUCAUUAACGUUCUCAAGCGGUUCGUAUCACGGCGCGGAUAUCCGAACGAAAUAUGGUCAGAUAAUGGGACCAACUUCGUUGGAGCUGAUCGUGUUUUGCAAGAGUUUGUCGAGAAAAUUAAGUCGCACAGCAAAGAAGAAGCAUAA
Topomyia yanbarensis is the source of this 867-nucleotide messenger RNA. RefSeq lists its product as uncharacterized. NCBI's taxonomy places the organism in Eukaryota, Metazoa, Arthropoda, Insecta, Diptera, Culicidae. The coding region runs from base 1 to 867 and encodes 288 amino acids. The record is from RefSeq and is a predicted model, not a curated record. The transcript has a single exon. Gene Ontology annotation, biological process: DNA integration. Gene Ontology annotation, molecular function: nucleic acid binding.